AUGGCUCUUCAACUAACUGUUGAUCAUGGCCCAAUGAUUUUUGCAGAAAGAAUGCGAAUACAAAAAGCUGGUGGUUCUGUCAAGUUUUUAAUUUUGGCUUGUGAUGGGCUUUGGAAAAGUUUCACAGUGGAUUCAGCAGUUCCUUUUGUUUUGGAUUGUUUUAAACGUAGAACAGCGUCAAAUGUAAAAGAAGACGAAGCCUCUUUAUGGUCUUAUAUAGCUGAUGAAAUUUGUGCAGAAGCAAUUCGUGGUGGUUGCGGUGAUAAUGUUACUGUUAUAAUUGUUGUUUUUAUAACAAAGGAUGAAAUGAUCAAGUUAUUCUAA
Meloidogyne enterolobii is the source of this 324-nucleotide messenger RNA. The record is from the annotation of a GenBank genome assembly. Lineage: Eukaryota; Metazoa; Nematoda; Chromadorea; Rhabditida; Meloidogynidae.